GCACGGAGACUAGAGCGAGCGUACGCGCCAGGUCCUGACUACGGAGCGCGCACGCUGCGGUGGAUUUGAAGGAAAGGCGCGGGAGAAGGAGAAAAAAAAGAAGGGACGGGCUUAGGCGGUGGAAACCGGGAUGUCAGGGCGCAGCGGUGACGGGGCUAUGUCGGCCGAGGCAUUCAAGACCCCUCUGAAGGGGGGCCGGAGGAAGUCUUCGGAUGUGUCUACUCCAUCACCAACGUUCGCCAUCCCAGCUUCACCGUUCAUGCAGAAGUUUGGUUAUGGAACCGGGGUCAGCGUUUACCUGAUGAAAAGGUCUCCGAAGGGCUUGUCUCAGUCCCCGUGGGCUGUGAAGAAGAUCAGUAAGCAGUGUGACAAAUCCAGCAAGAACCUUUAUGAGGAGAGGUUGAAUGUGGAGGCCAAGAUCCUAAAGGAUUUGCAGCACCCUAAUAUUGUUGGUUAUCGAGCCUUCACCAAAUCUAAAGAUGGCAGUAUGUGUCUUGCAAUGGAAUUCGGUGGGGAUAAAUCUUUGAAUGACCUCAUAGAAUCCAGGAAUGAGGAUGGACUGGGCCCGUUCCCUGCUGACGUUAUUCUGAAAGUAGCUUUACAUAUGGCCAGAGGCCUGAAGUAUCUACACAAUGAGAAGAAGAUCCUCCAUGGUGAUAUGAAAUCCUCUAACGUUGUCAUCAAAGAUGACUUUGUGACGAUUAAGCUGUGUGACGUUGGGGUGUCUCUGCAUCUGGAUGAAAACAUGACUGUGAAUGAUCCAAAGGCCCAAUACAUUGGCACAGAGUCCUGGAAAGCAAAGGAAACUUUGGAGGAAGGCGUCAUCACUGAUAAGGCUGAUAUAUACGCAUUUGGCCUCACCUUGUGGGAGAUGAUGGUUCUGUCCAUACCGCAUCUCAACCUGCCAGAGGAAAAUGAUGAUGAAGAGGACUCCUUCACGGAGGAAGACUUCGAUGAGGACGCUUAUUACGAAGCUUUGGGCACGAGACCGGCACUUAACAUGGACAAGCUGGAUGAGUCCUACCAGAAGGUGAUUGAAUUGUUCUACGUGUGCACCAGCGAGAAUCCCAAGGAACGGCCUUCUGCAACUCAAAUUGUGCAGGCCUUGGAAGCGGAGGGUGUCGAGUAAUUUAAAAUGCUGUUUAAAUUGUUUUAAUGGUUUUUAACUACGAGAAGGCAGCUUUUUUUUUGCUGUAAAGUCUUCUAGAACAGUAGUAUAGAGUGAUGGUGAGCUCUGUUUUCAGCAGAGGUGUUAAUGCUGUCAUAUGAGGCUCGAAGUAAACACAACAGUUCACUGGUCAUGUCCCACAUAGCCGGUCCCUGACAUGUUUGUCUGUCCAAUGUGAAAUCAUUGCUGGCACUGAGGCACACAAACCUACCUCUAGCCAAUGAUGGUGCCACCAUUUGUAGUCUUCCUGAAGACACUUCUGCUGUCCCCAUGCAUCAUGGUUAGAUCCUAUAAUGUGCAUGCCCAGCCAAGCUUUUAUUUUGGAAUAACUGUGACAACAGGGUAUUACAAGGGUGUGUUGGUACUAAAGGUAGGGUUUGAUGUGUACAAAACCUAAACGUGAUACAAGGUGCACUUUCAUAUGAGGGAAAGUUUAAAUGGCCCCUUUUGCAGUUCCCUACACAUAACUGCAGCUAACAGCCCUCCAGUACCUAUUGACUUGUGUAAGCUGUCCUAAGGUCCCACCGGGCUGCUGCUUUCUACAUACUUCUGGAUUUCAGUCAUGGUUGGGGCUUCUUUGUAAAAUCUGAGACAUUGAUUGGCUGCUCAUACCAAGGAAGAUACUUUUUGGGCCUUUGCAUAGCAUAGAACCUGUCGUCGUCCCCCGCCCUACUGGAAGUAUUAACAAAGAAAAGCUGGAGGGAGUCUGCUUGUGGGCUAGGUCUUCAGUAGGCUACAACCGGUGUUUCGUCAAAUUGGGCGACCCGUCAAAGUGUAACGGAAGUGACGUUUCAUCGCCGCCAUCUUGUUACACCCCACACUCCUCCACAGUAAGGAUACAGUGAGGAGG
This is a messenger RNA of Rana temporaria (common frog), 2018 nucleotides long. RefSeq names its product PDZ binding kinase (gene PBK). Gene Ontology annotation, molecular function: protein serine/threonine kinase activity; ATP binding. The coding region runs from base 131 to 1129 and encodes 332 amino acids. Gene Ontology annotation, biological process: protein phosphorylation. The record is from RefSeq and is a predicted model, not a curated record. The transcript is spliced from 7 exons. NCBI's taxonomy places the organism in Eukaryota, Metazoa, Chordata, Amphibia, Anura, Ranidae.